Molecule: messenger RNA, 490 nt
Organism: Malaclemys terrapin pileata
Lineage: Eukaryota; Metazoa; Chordata; Testudines; Emydidae
Gene: PCP4
Product: Purkinje cell protein 4
Exons: 3
Coding region: 90-278 (62 amino acids)
Cellular component (GO): cytoplasm
Molecular function (GO): calmodulin binding; calcium ion binding
Source: RefSeq, a predicted model, not a curated record
AGAAAAGCCAGGAACAGUGGAAAGAGCUUUUGUACAGUCUCCCUGUUGUGAGGAAGUGGAAAUCUGUGAGCUGUCAUUUCAAAACAAACAUGAGUGAGAGACAAGAUACUGGAGCAACAAAUGGAAAAGACAAGACAUCUGGUGAGAAUGAUGGACAGAAGAAAGUUCAAGAGGACUUUGACAUAGACAUGGACGCACCAGAGACAGAACGGGCUGCAGUGGCGAUACAGUCUCAGUUCAGAAAAUUCCAGAAGAAAAAGGCAGGAUCCCAGUCUUAGUAACUACCUUGUAGUUUAAAGUGGUAGUUCUGAGGUGAUCUGUCAGGAAAUUAAUAAAUAAAACCAAGAUGCAUGUACAGAAUAUUUAAAACCCUAUUGGCAGGUAUAUAACAAUGAGCUUGUGAGUGGCUUCAUCCUUGUGAUCUCCAGUCCCUUUUCUUCUGUAAUUCACCAUUUUACUUGAUGUUGUAAUAAAAAGUUAGGAUGAAGUA